UUAACAACAAAACCUGAAAAUGGAGAAGAGCCACAACCAAAUAAAGGACAACUUGCCUUCAAUAGAGCAUAUCUUACUUCCAAUAACAUAUACCUCGUGGCUUUUGGGUGCUGGUGUUGCACAUCCGCGCAAAUAUCGCAAGAUUGUCACGCUAACCCCCUGCAUAAUUUAUUUGGCCUUGUGUUCUGUUUGCAUGACAUUCAGCAUGAAAAUAUUCUUCACAAUGUAUAACUUCUUCCAAAACAUAUACACUAUUUUAUCCUUUAUUCAUAUAGGGAUAGGUUAUGUACUUGCGUAUUAUUGUAUUUAUCAAGUGAUUGGGCAAUACGACAAAUGGCCGGAGCUAAUGGAUAAAAUAAAAGAGUUUGAUCAGAAGAUUAGAAGGGAAAUACCUAUAAAUGACAGGCCAGUAAAAAUCGCGGAAAUGCUGGCGAUUAUAGUGACCCUUAUUUGUUGUCCUUUGUGCAUAAUUGUGGACGUCUUGUAUUAUUAUUUUACAAAUCCAGAGCUAUCUCGGAUUUUUGUUUUAAUUAUGUACUACAAGUUAGGCCAAUCCCUCAUCAACAGUUUCGUCUUUGACAUUGUUGUUUAUAUGCUGGAUUAUAGAUUAAAAGCGAUAAAUAAAUUGAUUGGCCAAUUGAAUGAGCUAUCCGACGCGCUUAAGAUUAGACGCAUUCGAGAAAUGCAUAAUGAUAUUUGUGAUCUUUUCAUCAUGGUAAAUGAUAUUUAUGCUUUUAAUCUUCUCCUCUGUUCGAUGAGCUGUCUUAUUGGGGUUAUAUAUGAACUAUCUGCAAUCUACGUGGAAAUUAAUUUUCAUGAGAGCGACUUUAUGUGUAUAUUUAUUAGUUUUUUGAUUCUGUACACCACGCAAUUUGGUCUGAUGUGCUGGAAUUGCACGCUUGUGAGUCGAGAUUUCGACAAGACUGGGAUAAUCAUCCGUGCGAUUGUACUGAAUUUUAAACAUUUGAAUAUUGAAUUAAAAGAAAAGAGGAGUCAAUCGAAUAUAGAAAUGCGAUCCUCAGUGGAAGAUUGGAACACUUGGCAAAAUUCUGUUUGGGACAGCAGUCACUAUUGGAACAACAUCGUCGCAGAAAAUUUUUUGCAACGUCGUCGUGCAGAAAAUCUACGCAAAAACUUGAAUUAUCAACGUAUUAGAAAUGAGAUAAAUGAUUUUUUGAUUCAACUACAACAUCGUCGAAUAGUAUUUACGGCUUAUGAUUUCUUCGAUAUAAACAAUGUAACGUUUAGUGGUUUCCUUGGCGUAAUCAUCGUUUAUAUGACAAUCUGUGUUCAAUUUUUUAAAAGUUGGUCAAUUAGUAGCAAACUUGGUCGCCUUCUCUCAUUAUUGAAAGAAUAACAGAAGGGAGUG
Monomorium pharaonis (pharaoh ant) is the source of this 1369-nucleotide messenger RNA. RefSeq lists its product as uncharacterized. Lineage: Eukaryota; Metazoa; Arthropoda; Insecta; Hymenoptera; Formicidae. The record is from RefSeq and is a predicted model, not a curated record. Bases 20 to 1357 code for a protein of 445 amino acids. The transcript has 3 exons. Gene Ontology annotation, cellular component: axon; dendrite; membrane. Gene Ontology annotation, biological process: sensory perception of taste.